AUGCAAUGCAGAUUAAUUGCACAUCACUUAUACCCUAGGGUCUCCCACGUAACGACGCCAAUUUUCUAUCCCAAUGCUAAACCACAUCUUGGUCACCUUUACUCCAGUUUAUUAAGCGACGUUCACCAUCGAUGGCAACUAUUGAAAGGAAAUGUAUCCUUCUUUACUACAGGUACUGAUGAACAUGGACUGAAGAUCCAAUGUGCUAGUGAAACCAACGGGUUCGAUCAACCUAAAAAGUUCGUUGAUAAGCUAUACCUGGAGUUUGUUCAAUUGGAUAAAAUAUAUGACAUUAACUAUACAAGAUUUAUAAGAACUACGGAUCCUGAUCACAUUGAAAACGUGAGAAAACUGUGGGAACUUUGUUUGAAAAAUGGCUUUAUUUACAUGGGUGAACAUAAGGGUUGGUAUUCGAUUUCUGACGAAACAUUCUAUCCUGAAUCCAAGGUUAUCAAAGACCCUAAAAAUGAUAAUAAGUACUUGAACACUGAAUCGAAUAACGAAGUAGUUUAUCAGUCAGAGACAAAUUAUUUUUUUAAGUUAUCCUUAUUUCACAAGAAAAUAGUUGACCACAUAAGAAAGAAUCCAGAUUUCAUUUUUCCUGCUUCUAAAAGAGAUCAAAUUCUAAAAGAAUUAGAAACAGGCGGAACAUUAACAGAUUUGUCGAUCUCGAGACCCUCUGCGAGACUUAAAUGGGGUAUACCGACUCCUAAUGAUUCGUCGCAAAAAGUUUAUGUGUGGUUUGAUGCCCUAUGUAACUAUCUUUCCUCCAUCGGUGGAAUAUCUUCCAUAUUGAGUGAUGCUACUGAAGUAGUUUCGAAACAUUAUAGCAGUAAAUCAAAUCACAAAACCCAAUUGGUGAUACCAUACCCUAAAGAAGUGCUGCAGAAUACAACUCACGUGAUAGGAAAGGAUAUCGCCAAAUUUCAUACCGUAUAUUGGCCUUCUUUUUUACUGGCAGCUGGAUUGCCUUUACCAAAGCAAAUUGUUGUCCAUGGACACUGGCUCUGCAAUGGGAUGAAGAUGUCAAAGAGUUUGGGUAACGUUGUAGAUCCGAUUGUUAUGGCACGUUAUUAUGGCGCCGAUAUUGUGCGUUGGUUCUUGUUAGAAAAUUCUAAACUGGAAGAGGAUGGCGACUUUCAAGAAGCCAAAUUAUACGAGACAAGAGAACUUUUGGUCUCCAAAUGGGGCAAUCUGAUUAAUAGAUGUUGUGGCUCAAAGUUCAAUAUUGAAAGAGCUGUUAUGAAAUUUUCUAACAAGGUAAACUUGCAAUUUCAGGAGAUCUUCCAAAAUGAACCAAUAGUUUCUCAACAAAUUGAGAAUCUGGUUGAAUUGCUGAACAGAUCACAAGAAAUUUUCGAUGAAAAGAUAGCCAUAUUCCAGUACCCUCAACUGCUAAAGCAUGUUUGGGGUAUAAUCAAUGAUGCGAAUACUUUGGUUCAAAAUAGUAAGCCUUGGGAGAGGGAUAUGGAUCAACAAGAUGCUAUAAUAUUUUUGGCCAUGGAAACGUCCAGAAUUCUCUCCAUUCUAUGCCAAUCUAUUAUCCCAUCUCUCUCACAAAGUUUCCUAGAUCGUCUCGAUGUUUUGAAGGAGAAAAGGACCAUAAACUACGCUAAGUUGGGAUCCGACAAAACGUAUGGAAAGCUAUCUAAUAAGAAAGGCCGAGAAGUACCAUUGAAGAAAAUACCGUUUAGGUUAUUGGAGGAAUAG
Saccharomyces paradoxus is the source of this 1710-nucleotide messenger RNA. It is a transcript of the gene MSM1, whose product is annotated as methionine--tRNA ligase MSM1. NCBI's taxonomy places the organism in Eukaryota, Fungi, Ascomycota, Saccharomycetes, Saccharomycetales, Saccharomycetaceae. Bases 1 to 1710 code for a protein of 569 amino acids. Gene Ontology annotation, biological process: methionyl-tRNA aminoacylation. The record is from RefSeq and is a predicted model, not a curated record. The transcript has a single exon. Gene Ontology annotation, molecular function: methionine-tRNA ligase activity; ATP binding.